Molecule: messenger RNA, 664 nt
Organism: Mizuhopecten yessoensis (Yesso scallop)
Lineage: Eukaryota; Metazoa; Mollusca; Bivalvia; Pectinida; Pectinidae
Exons: 4
Source: RefSeq, a predicted model, not a curated record
AUGUUCACUAUUUCCGACUACUACGACUUUGCCUGGGUAGCCUCAAUCAUUAAGGAUGCAUUCCAUACAGCUACAGGCGAAAAACGAAUAGAAAAACUUUUUUUGGAAACAAAAUGUAUACGAGUUCUUGUUGAAAUCCAGGCAGCAAAUAGUCUGUCAGAAGCGCCUGCAGUCUGUCUAGCUGAACAGUUCAAGCACUACAUAUUGGAUAAUGGAUUACAACUAUCAGAAGAAUCAAAUUCCGUUUUAGAAGUAGACGAAGCAAGCAUCAAAAUAACACCGGAGCAUAUGCCUGAAGAUGGACAUCCUAUUGUGAACAUUAGUCACAAAGAGUUUUCCGUUCCCAACAGCGAGUCGGUCAUCUUGCAAACAUAUAUCAUCUCAUCACCACCAGCUUCGUCAAUCGAGUGGUUCAAGAUAAAAGCUGAGGAUAACGAGACUUUGAUACCAAUAGACAGCAAAAAAUACUAUGGAGGCUCUGACCUGUCACCUUCUCUAAUCAUCCGAAACGUCAAUGUUGAUGAUCAAGGAUGGUAUAUUUGUCGGGCUGCAAAUAACAAUGGAACUGGAUGUAGCAAUAAAACGUGCGUUCGGAUAAACACUGAACCAGCAGGAACAGAAGACAAACCUGGACCAUUGGACGAAGAUAUCAGUGACAUCCGAG